Molecule: messenger RNA, 3881 nt
Organism: Anolis sagrei ordinatus
Lineage: Eukaryota; Metazoa; Chordata; Lepidosauria; Squamata; Anolidae
Source: RefSeq, a predicted model, not a curated record
GUUUGACAAUGUUCCAGAGGAUAUCUUGUCCCUUCCUCCUUUCUGGCCAUCCACUCCAGUUAUUGGCCAUGGGCUUGCUAGCAGUGGCUUUUUGGAUUAGCCCUGUGGAACCUGAAAAACACGGAAAUGGAAUCAACCAGGAGAAGAAACCCCAAUGGAAUGAAACAAGCCUUCCCUUAUUAUCAUCCAAAGGCAAGAACCCUGCCCCAGGAAAGAUCAACAGUGCCAUCUCUCGAGAUGCCUGGUUGCUUCUUAUGAAACAGUCAAGCAAUGGGGUGACUGUCAAGAAAGCGCCCAGAAGCCAACCCCAAAGAUUAAAGGCUGACUUUCGUGGUCUAACAGGACCUCUUGGAGCCACGAUUACUAAGAAAGAGAUGCUAAGAGAACUACGAUUGCUACUUAAGGGAAUAGUUCGAGAACGGGAAGGAGUCAAAUCCUGCAAAAACUGCCAGGAAGAUGAAGACGGAGAAGGAAUGGAAAAGAAAUUAUUUGCCCACAUGAGUGGACUACUCCUAGAAAGCAGGGAGCUAGCGAGAGUGGAGGCAGCCUUCUAUUGCCAGAUCCAGAAGAAUCUUUCAGUGGAGCGACGAUCACUGAAAGAGCUUCAACUCUAUUACAUACCUAAAAAGGGGGAGGUGUUCCAUCGUGGCCUAGGACUAAACCUUACAAGUGGCCAAUACCACGCUCCUCUCAGUGGAUAUUACAUCUUUAGUGCCACACUGCAUGUUGUUCUCAAUGACUAUGCAAGGAAGAGCCAGCCAUGUGCCCGAGAUCGUUUGCGCUUGCUGAUCUGCGUCCAGUCACUUUGCCGCCAGAAUAUUUCUCUGAAAACAGUAAGGCACUUGGACAAAAACAGGGAACGUUUCACAGUUUCACUCACUGGAACCCUCUUUCUGCAGGCUGGCCAAUAUGCUUCCGUAUUUGUCGACAACGCAUCGGGGUUCUCCCUUGUUGUCCAGAGAGGGUCAGACUUCAGUGCUGUCCUUCUGGGCGUCUGACUGACCUACACCCACCUUCCCUUAAGCUGGAAUUUUAUUCGCCGUGAGCUAAGCUUGGCCAUUCAGUCUUGCACAUGGAGAAGGGAACAUUAGAAGGAAUAUACAGCUCUUUGUCUGCAACAUGAGCACAUCCAUGCUGCAUCUUGAUGCUUAAACUUGUUGAGAUGAAGAAUUGGACUGAGAAAGAUUAGUAGCGCAUGUGGUAAAACUGUUGAGAAAGCGCUAAACAAUUGCCCUAUAGACAGACUCUGUUCUACAGUGUCAAUGAUUUCAUCUAUUACUAAAUGGUGGUUGACUAAUAAUUUGUCUUCAGAAAGGUUUUCUCUGACUUACUUUAUCCUCAGAAAUAUAUGUUUUGUUUUGAGUGAAGAGUCUCCAGACUAGUUUUUCCCCCCUUAGAAACCUAUUGUCUGCUCAACAAGAAUAGGCUAUGCAAAAGGCCACUUUUCAAUGAUAUUAUUAUCUUAUGAGUUGAGCCAUGUGCUAACAUAUAGCUGGCAACAUGUUAGUGAAAUAAUCAGGCGACCUAUGCCUACACAUCUCUUUUGGGUGUUGGUGGUGGUGGGAUGCAUUCCUUGUUCAUUUCAGAUUUUUCUUCUAUUCCUCUAAAAUGACUGGAACCCCUUGACAUAUUUGGGGUCUCCUGCAGAUCUUCCAGAAGUCAUGGAAGAUGCCAUUUUUGACUUGCAUCUGGCUGUCACAUAGCUGGGUAUAUCUCCACCAUACCUUGAUUGCCACAGGUAAUUACAUGGCCAUGAGAGUCAGCAGAUACAGGUGGAUAAUGACUCCUACAAUAGUCGUGAGAUGUUUAUAGUUCUUCCGUGGCAUAAGUUUAGGAAUAUCUCCUGAAGCAGGAUCAGGAUCAUGGUCUCAGACCUUCUCAUGCUCAAACACUUACCCCCCUCCCCCAAAUAUAUAGAUUUAUUGUUUUUGUGUGGAAUGUACCAACUAUCUGAUUUCUUCCUGACAUAGAAAUGUAAUUUACUUUAUGAUUCUGUUUAUAUAUGAUGCUAAGGAAACUGUUAGCUACAAAGUUUGGCUCAGGUUUCAUAGAAGCAUUGGCUUGUCUUGGUUGCUUCACUGCUAAUCCAGCUCAUCAGUGGUCUUGAAAAUCCAUCAGACCACAUUGUGCUACUAGUAAGACAGAGGAAGGAUGUAUUUUGAGCACCACAUUUUGGGACUCAUUUAAGUUUAUCAGGGCAGACAUAUAUAGUAUUACGUGCAUUGCACCCUCUGGUAACAUGAAGGAGGAAGCCAAAGGUACUUCCCUUUCUUAGUAAUUGUCUGUACUUUCUCUGCAGCUGCUACAACGCACUAUGAUAACCAAGAAAUCUAACAAAAUACAGACCCUCCCUCUACUCCUACAGCAAUCCGAGCACGUAGGCAGACAUGCUUUUGUAUGCGUUUUCUUUUUUUAAAAAAAAAUCCAAAGAAAUUGGGAAUGCACACAUUUUAGCCUAAGAUAUGGCUCUCUGCAGAUAACACUCUUUUAUAUAAUCACUCCCUAGAAGCUAUCAUUUAAAAAUGUUCAGCAAAGUUUACUGUGGAAACCUUUGAUACAAGUGGGUGUUCUAGUAGAGUGCCAACACCAACAAGAUUUGCUGCUGGUCUACAGAGAUGCAACCAUUUACAUGGAAUCUAGAUAUCCAUGUCAUACUGUUUCCAGGGAAUGAGAUGAUGGGUGUUUGAGUCCUCUUCACAGAAAAGGACCCACCAAGUAAAAAAUCUGUCCAUGUCAGAAAAAAUUCUAAUAUUGUAUCUGUAGCAACUAGGUUUUUAUAUACAGGCAGUCCCCGAGUUACAAACAUCUGACUUACAACCGACUCAUAAUAAAGAAUGGGGGUGAGACAACAGGAAGUCAGAGAAAUCUACCCCUUGGAAGGGAAACUCACUCCUGAAAGAGCUGUCACGGGGAAAAAAGUGUCUCUACUGAAACUUUCUCACCAAUCCUUGUUUCCACAGCAUGCCAAUUUUUUUUUCAAAAUCCAAUUAUCACAGGGACAGGAAGUGAGGCCAAAACUUCUAAAUGGGGACAGACAGCGAAACAGACACCACUGAGAUGUUUACCCUUCGCUAUGCUAUGCAAAGCUUAUGUAAAUGUAUGGAGUUACACUUUUAAAAUGUCCCUGUUCUGACUUACAUACAAAUUCAACUUAAGAACAAAGCCCACAGAAGCUAUGUUGUUUGUAAAUAGGGAACCGCUUGUAACAUGAUUUCUUCACAUUGUUGAGGAACAUAUUCACACACAAGCUUGUUUUCACUACAUUAUUUCCAAGAGUCAUGAACUGCAGGUAGAGAAGAAUCUUUUUCCUACCAGUGAGAAAUCAGCAGAAGACCUAAAGCAGUGGUUCCCAACCUUUGGUCCUCCAGGUGUUUUGGACUUUAAUUCCCAGAAAUCCCAUCCAAUUUACCAGCUGUUAGGAAUUGUGGGAGCUGAAGUCCAAAACACCUGAAGGACCAAAGGUCGGGAACUACUGACCUAAAGCAAAGAUCAAAACUAGUUUUGAAGCAGCUACCUAUAUUGACCUAUUUCAUACAGCUAGAUGUUUUAGGAAAGACAAAUUCUUAGUAAGCAGUGCUCCCACCCUUCCCACGCUGGAGAUGCCACUUUAGCCUGAUAAGGCCCAGGAGGUGCCCUGCCCUCCAGUGUGAUUAGCAUUAGCUCUCCUACUGCAGCUGUUUUCUAAUGUUUCCAUUCUGAUCUUUUAAGUGUAUAUUAAUAUAUAAGCUAUAAAGUUUUUGUAAGCAGCUUUAUUUAUUGUGCUAUAUUGAAGAGAAUAUAUAUACAAUGCUUUUGCAUUCAGAUAUGUUGUAUUUCCUUGGAAAAAGAGUAUACAGUAAGACCCCAGUAUCCAUGGGAAAUAUGUUUCUGGAUUUUCUGGA